Messenger RNA from Colletotrichum navitas, 612 nucleotides. RefSeq lists its product as uncharacterized. The record is from RefSeq and is a predicted model, not a curated record. Bases 108 to 434 code for a protein of 108 amino acids. Lineage: Eukaryota; Fungi; Ascomycota; Sordariomycetes; Glomerellales; Glomerellaceae. The transcript has a single exon.
GGACAACUAUCGAUGCAAGGGGCAAUGGAUUGGAGUAGAGCGAUGUGGUCAAAGAUGAAGGAAGCGACGAAAAUUUAGAUAAUAAACCUCUCUAAAAGAGAACCGUUAUGAACCUACUAGCAGCACCAUUAUUACUCUUCGUGGUUCUACAAUUCUCGGCCAGUGUCUCGAGUCAGUGGCUUCGGUCAGAGAUGUUGCCGACUGUGGCUCGGGCCUGCAGUCAGUCCAACGAGUCUCCCCCAGGUAAUGGGGAUAGCUUGCCGGGGCAUCACGUGACCCGCCUUUUUUGUCUCGAACGCUGGAGCUCCUCAUGUCGAGUGCCGAACCUAGCGAUUUCAUCGGGUCAUGUAUCUGACGGUUUCUCUCUUCAUGCGUACGAUUUUGUCUCCUCAACAAAAUUAUCUAGAACAAUAGGCCGGGUUUCAUGCACCUGAUUCGGUGCUCUCCCAUCGAUACUCGAAAGAUAUCGGGACCGCUCACAACCGAGAACGGACAGUGCUUUGCGGCCAGGGCCAGUGGCGUCUCCGCAGCCAAAAGGUCGGCACCUCACAUCUGUCUCCUCUUAUACCCAGUACUUGCAAAUCCGAGAACCCAAACCAGCUGACGGUCCUU